Molecule: messenger RNA, 1206 nt
Organism: Nematocida ausubeli
Lineage: Eukaryota; Fungi; Microsporidia
Exons: 1
Coding region: 1-1206 (401 amino acids)
Source: RefSeq, a predicted model, not a curated record
AUGUGGACCACAACAACACGUCUUCACUUACUGAACGCAGUGACCCGGUACGGCCUCAAGAAAACCUCAUUCAUUGCAGCUUACUUAAAGGUCUAUGCUAAGAUUACCUCAAACAACUGGAAGCAUGAAUAUAAUAAAAUGGUAAAAGAAUACUUUAAGAACAGAGGGGCAGCAGAGACAGUUAAAGAGCACUUCAAGAAAAAACGUGCAAAAGAGAUAGAACUACUAAUACAGAAGAAGAAAGAAGAGAAGAGCAAGAUAAUUGAAAGAAUGAUAUACGGAUACGACAGCAUAGAGAGCGAAGAGGAAGAGAGUGAGUCUUUUCUGGGAAAUAAGACAGAGCCAGAACUAGCCCCAGAAAUUGCAGGAAUUGGAGAGACAAGCAUAUCCAGCGUAUGGGGCAUUAAGACACCAAAUACUCUAUCGAGUACACUCCUGCACCUCUCUACACUCAGUAAUUUACCCCCGCAUUUAGAACUGCCAGGCCCAAAACCAGAAACAUUCACACCCAUUGACAUGCACCCGCAUGCAGAGGAUGACCCAGAAUUAGCAAGCACAGCACUAACCACAAAGGAGCAAGAACUAGAAGAUAUGUUGGAAUUCUUAGAGACAUCUUCCUAUGGCGUGUCAAUUUCUUCAGUGGACCCAGCUGCCUUCGAGAAAUUCUUCAAGUGGUCGCAAGAGAGAAAUGCCCUACUGGAGAGACAGAACAAAGAAUUAGAAGAAAUCACAAAACACGAAAAUGAAGCAGAAGAAAGGGCCCAGGAGAAAGUGAAAGAGUCAAAUAAUUCACCCAUCUCAGAGACACUAAGAGGCUACUACGCCCUAGACUUCCAUGAGUACCCGAAGAAGAAGUCACCCAGGGACAAGACAAAAUGGAUGAAGGAAUUUAAGUACGUGGCAGAGAGGCUUAAGACCAUACUAAAUGGACAGAUCACAUGCAGUGCGCAUAAACAGCAAGAAAAUCAGACAGAUGCCAAGAAAGACAACCGGAGCAGGCUGCCUUGUGCAAAGUGCUUUGAUAUAAGUGUCUUAGAGGAAGGGCUCUCUGCAGAAACUGCAAAACCCACCAUGGCAGAAUAUGUAUUUAGAUCUAUGCUGUUCCUGCAGACUGUCAUUUUUACGCAGUAUGAAAUAGUGCCCAUAAAGGAUGCAGAGGCAAUCAAGGCAGAACUGUACAGGUUCUAUGAAUAUUACAGGAAGUAG